This is a messenger RNA of Gloeophyllum trabeum ATCC 11539, 1404 nucleotides long. RefSeq lists its product as uncharacterized. The coding region runs from base 1 to 1404 and encodes 467 amino acids. The record is from RefSeq and is a predicted model, not a curated record. The transcript has 3 exons. NCBI's taxonomy places the organism in Eukaryota, Fungi, Basidiomycota, Agaricomycetes, Gloeophyllales, Gloeophyllaceae.
AUGCAUCUACAAGUCGGGCCCAGCAUCGAGCGAACGCUCUACCCCAUCCCCGACCAAUGGCACGCUCUCGGAACGAGCAUCUACCAGUUACUCGAUUCCCAGGCUGUCAAGUGGACUUUGAUCGACCCCGUCGCUUUUGCCGAACAGGGGCAGGUGAAGCCGUUCUGCCCGCUCCUUAUGUGGAUUGGGGUCUAUCCCGAGUCUCUCUCCUACCACGCUGCCAUAGCUGCGGCUGAGGCCAUCAAGGAGAUCCUCGCUCAGGCUGGCUUCCCCGAGAUUGAGGCGCCAUACUACGAGGAUACAGGUGCCCUGUACCUCCGUGUUAGCAGCGCCGACAAGCGCACCGUCAUCCUGACCGCCACCCACGUCGCUCGACCUCCUCCCGCGUUCACCAACGCGGGUGUGUCGCGCAGGCGCAACGGCCAGGGUACUCAGGAGAUUGUCGCGCUCGGGAGCGAGGGGUAUAGCAGAGCUGUAACGAGUAUGCUGAGUGUCAUUGGUGACUUCGCUAGCUCGAUCGACAUCUGGAACGACAAUAUUGCUAGGUUGUCCGAGCCCGCCGAGGGCGGGGAGGAGGAUGAGGAGACGGCCGAAACGCGCAAGGAGUACCUGGACCUGGUGGACAGGGCGGAGAAGAAAAUCGAGAAGAUAAACAAGCUUCACAGCGACGUCACGAGGUCCAGGACGACCCCAGCACAUCGCACCAUCGGUUUCGUCCUCCACGCCGAACCCAUCGCCGUCAGCGACGGACCACACAAGUUCACCCGCGACUGGGCGCUGGUUGAACUCUACGAGGACAAGAUCGACUGGGUCUCGUUCAAGGGCAACAAGGUGUAUGUUGGUAUGUUUUCCAUCGCUAGCCACAGUAUCAUUGCGCGGUUCCAGCCGACUGUUAUAUUUAUCCUCGUGGGCGGGAACCUCUCGUCGUCCGACUACCGCAUGAUCAUGUUCCCCCGACCCGAGGCUGGCUACAAGUACCCACGCGACGGUCUCCUCCAGGCCAAUGGCGUCGUGAAGGACAAGGAGAUCCGUUCGCCCCAGCAGCUCGACGCCAACGGCUACAAGUGCCUCCACGUAGUGAAGAACGGCCGGACCACGGGCACGACCGUAGGACGCGUCAACGGGUUGGACUCGUCCACUCGCGUAUACACCGAAUACGGGAUCGAGCAGACGUCCGUCGAGGUAGCCGUCCUGCCCUGCGACAGGAAGCGGGGCGCCUUCUCUGCCCCCGGAGAUUCUGGCGCCAUCGCCCUCGAGAGAGGCGGCGGCAUCGUCGGCAUGCUCACCGGCGGUGGCGGCGCGACUGAUGAGACAGACACCACCUACUUAACCCCGUACUGGUGGCUCGACGAGCAGAUUAAGAAGGUCUUUCCCGGCAACUACCUCUACGACGUCGUCCAGUAG